UCACUGUUCUCUUUUUAUCUUCCCAGCCCGGGGGAUCAGGAAACUCCCAGGAUAUCGAAAGAGAAUUUCCGUGAGUCAGGGCGAUGGAACCUCUCAGGGAGAGGAUCAAACGGCUCUUGACAUUCGCCACAGGGCUGUUUGAGUGCAUCUGCUUCGCUGGCGUGCUCUUCGGCUGGGCAUCCCUCGUCUUCGUGCUGAAGAAGGAGAAAUAUUUCGCCGACCUCUGUGACCCUGUGCAGAACAUCAGCCACCACGGAGUGGAAAAUGGCACCAUGCACUGUGAUCCCCAGGAUGAACGCUUCACCCUCCUCUUCACUCUGGGAGCCUUCAUGAACAAUUUUGUGACACUGCCAUGUGGCUUCAUGUUCGACCGGUUCGGUACCAUGGCAACCCGCUUUUUCGGCAUAUUCCUAUACACCACAGCCACCCUGAUGAUCGCCUUCUCGCAUGCUGAUACUGCAGUGCUGCUGUUUCCUGCUAUCUGUCUGCUUGCAGUGGGCGGAAUCCUAUUCCUUUUGACAAAUAUACAGGUUGGAAACUUGUUUGGCAGGCGACGGUCCACAGUGAUCACUCUGUACAACGGAGCGUUUGACUCCUCAUCAGUCGUGUUCCUGGUGGUUAAGGUUAUAUAUGAGGCUGGGAUAUCUUUAAGGAACGUAUUCCUGUUCAUUAGCUGUCUUAGCUCGAUCCACAUUGCGCGGACCUACGUGCUACUCCCACGGUCACACAUUCCCUACCCUCUGCCAGACGGCUACACUUAUGGGAUGCAAUGUGAGGGCUCUGGCAUACUUACGUUCCGCCAAGCUGUGGAAACUUCGAGCCGGGUCGAAUCUCCCAAAGAAGGAGAAGGAACCGAGGGAGAGAAGGAUGAGCAGAGAGACGAGACGGAAGGAGGCACGGCUGAGGGGCAGGAGGUGCCCGAGGCCACUGAGGGUGCGAGUCUCCUGCACCCCAGCCCGAAAGGCCCGGAGGCGAGUGAGGAGGCCAUCCCAUCCUUCAAGAGCUGCGUCUUCUCGAGGCUGUUCCUCACCCACCUGCUCUGGCUGUCGAUCGUGCAGCUCCGGAAUUACCUGUUCAUCGGCACGCUCAACCCCUUGCUGACCCUGCUGGCCCGCAAUGACACCCAGCUAAUCAGCACAUACACAAAUGCCUUCGCCUUCACUCAGUUUUUGGGGGUCUUCUGUGCUCCCUGGAAUGGGCUGCUCCUGGACCGGCACAAACGAAAAGCCAAGCCAACUGAAACUGCUAACUCAGGUUCCCUUGCCCUGCAGCGACUGGCAGACUUGAAGGCGACGGUGCUGUCCCUCACCAUCACUGUCACACAGUGCGUCCUGUUCUCUCUCUCUGCUGCCAUUCCUGUCCUGCCUGUGCAGUACCUCACUUUCAUCCUGCAAGUCAUCAAUCGCGCCUUCCUGUAUGGGGGCCAUGCUUCGUUCGUUGCCAUCGGGUUCCCUUCCUGCCACUUUGGGAAGGUCUUUGGUACAUUGAUGGCCCUCUCUGCAGUCUUCUCUCUGCUCCAGUAUCCCUGCUUUGCUCUGGUCAAGGGACCCUUGCAGGACGACCCAAUGUAUGUGAGUAUCAGAGAGUUCUGA
Molecule: messenger RNA, 1592 nt
Organism: Chiloscyllium plagiosum (whitespotted bambooshark)
Lineage: Eukaryota; Metazoa; Chordata; Chondrichthyes; Orectolobiformes; Hemiscylliidae
Source: RefSeq, a predicted model, not a curated record